UAGCUUAGAUAACAAUGAGACCGCAGAAGCGCUCGUCUAUGUCAAAUUAGUUAGUUAGUCACCGCAUUUUACAGAUCUUGCAUUGUCGGGAAGAAAUUAGCGUUUGAAUCCGGGAAGUUUGCGCUCACGACCUCAACAAGCCAGAAGGUUGAAUAUAAUGGCAUGUUAACGUACUUUGCCGGUUGUCGGUGUGGUAGGAAUACAACCAUAAUGGCAGUGGAGUUUGAUGGAGGGGUUGUGAUUGGUGCUGACUCCCGAACAACAACAGGCGCUUACAUUGCCAAUCGAGUUACUGACAAGUUGACUCCCAUUCACGAUCACAUCUUCUGCUGCCGCUCUGGGUCUGCAGCUGACACACAGGCUGUUGCUGAUGCAGUCACCUACCAGCUGGGCUUUCACAGUAUUGAGCUGGAUGAGCCUCCACUUGUGCAAACGGCAGCCAACCUCUUCCAGCAGAUGUGCUACAGAUACAGAGAGGAGCUGAUGGCUGGCAUCAUUGUGGCUGGCUGGGACAAAAGAAGGGGUGGACAGGUGUACACAGUCCCAAUGGGAGGGAUGAUAGUGAGGCAACCAGUGUCAGUAGGGGGUUCUGGUAGCUCCUACAUCUAUGGCUUCAUGGAUUCUAACUACAAGCCUGGAAUGACCAAGGAAGAGUGCCUUCACUUCUGUACCCAGGCCCUGGCGCUUGCCAUGGAGCGGGAUGGUUCUAGUGGAGGAGUGGCCCGUCUGGCAGCCAUCACAGAGGAGGGCCUGGAGAGACGGGUUGUUUUGGGACACCAGCUGCCCAAAUUCUCCAACACCUAGACAAGGAGCAGAGGGAAGUUGCUGUGCAGACGACGACCCCCCCCCCCCCCCUGGUUGUAAUAAAAAAAAAUACUGAAACGUGAAUACAUUUGUUCUCGUGUCUGUUCCCUAUUUGAUAUUAUUUCCUGGAAAUGAAGUGGAACUUCACACGAUAUGCUAUGAAGGAUAACAGGAAAAACGUUUCUUAUAUGGGAUAAAACUCGGACUGUACAGAUUAACACAGUACAGUUGGGCAGAGAACUCUCUUGGUGAUAGUGGAUCAGUAGACUGAGAAUUGACCUUGGAGCAUGUUUGAGAAAGAAUGAGUCAGUAAAUGAGUAAGGACUGUAAUAUACUGGAGGCAAGUGUGUGUGUGUACAUGUUAGAGUAAAAAAAGAGAGACUUGAGAGAAAGCGCCCCAGCACACUACAAGGGCAUUCAUCUGGAAUGGAACUAGUUUAUUCAGUCCAAAUAUGGGAUGUUUUGCCAUUUAACCUAAAAUUUGUCAGAAGAACAUUGCAGAUUAGACAAACAUAAAAGGAAAGGUAGCUAUGUCUGAAAGGUUACAUUGUAUUCACAUUAGGCAUACACUUGCACACACAAAAAUAGCACAUUUCCAUGUGUGAUCAUUGAAGACAUCUUUCAUAGUCCAUAGCUAGGUUUUCAUCCAAUUGGUGACUGAUUUUCAUGCAAAUAUUAAAAAACAUGUAAAGAAAAUAUGCUAAUUUGCCCGUCAGUGGUGUUUCCUCCAAACGUACUUUUGCGGCUAAGUCAGUGCGUGACGUAGCCUACGUAUUGCAAAACAUGUAUUUUUCUGCCUCAAUAUUCAUGUACUGAAUAAAAUCGCAUUUUCAACUCCA
Oncorhynchus nerka (sockeye salmon) is the source of this 1643-nucleotide messenger RNA. Its product is annotated as proteasome subunit beta type-6-like. The transcript is spliced from 6 exons. Gene Ontology annotation, cellular component: proteasome core complex. Bases 163 to 804 code for a protein of 213 amino acids. The record is from RefSeq and is a predicted model, not a curated record. Gene Ontology annotation, molecular function: threonine-type endopeptidase activity. NCBI's taxonomy places the organism in Eukaryota, Metazoa, Chordata, Actinopteri, Salmoniformes, Salmonidae.